Closterium sp. NIES-67 is the source of this 848-nucleotide messenger RNA. The record is from the annotation of a GenBank genome assembly. Lineage: Eukaryota; Viridiplantae; Streptophyta; Zygnematophyceae; Desmidiales; Closteriaceae.
UGCUGCUCAGGUGGUGUUCAGGCGAGCGAGCAUAGUCGAGGUGCUGUUAGGUGGUGUUUUCCCGAGUGACUGGAGACGUAUCACGGUAACAUGCUCGGGUUACGUCGUGAAAGACUGCUUUAGCGUAGUUACAUUUCCCUUGAUUGUUCGUGAGCCACGGGAGCGGCCUAAAAGCUGCCGCGCAUUCGUCGCCGCGCCACGCUUGCACUCACCUCCCCGAGCAUGAUGGCUCGUCAAUUCACUUAUAUAUUCCGCCUUCUCGUAACGCUGGCAGUUUCGAGUGCCAUUCUGACGUGCGGUGCCGAUUCAAGCGAUCGGCAACACAGUGAGCACAGGAGCUACAGCCAGAUCGAGGCAGAGCAGCAGGAGACCUGCGCAAGGACAUGCGCCGAGGUCAAGUGUGAAACCAUGGCUCUGCGCUACGGCAAGUACUGUGGCGUGGGGUGGGGUGGCUGUCGGGGGGAGGCCCCGUGUGAUGACCUGGACGCCUGCUGCAAGAAGCAUGAUAAGUGCGCUGGAGAGUUUGGUAUUCAGGCAGUUCAAUGCCACAAGAAGUUCAAGAAGUGUAUGCUGAAAGUGCAAGCGUCGGGGAAGACAGGAUUCUCCACCAGGUGCCCAUAUGAAAAGGUCAUUCCCAUGCUUGUACACGGGAUGGAUCUCGCAAUUACCCUCUCCCAGUUUGCUCGAGGCCAAGGUAUAAGUGCCUGAGCUGCGAAUUCUGCGGUGCUUGUUUUGUUAGCGGGUACAAAGAUGAUGUAUGAUGGAAAUGUUGUUGGAUACUACGGUAAGAUAGCUAACUUCAACGAGGACCAUGUAAGGGAAGGGACUAAUGAAAGGCAAUGAUUCGG